Molecule: messenger RNA, 1492 nt
Organism: Cantharellus anzutake
Lineage: Eukaryota; Fungi; Basidiomycota; Agaricomycetes; Cantharellales; Hydnaceae
Exons: 7
Coding region: 123-1280 (385 amino acids)
Biological process (GO): DNA-templated transcription
Molecular function (GO): DNA binding; zinc ion binding
Source: RefSeq, a predicted model, not a curated record
UCUUUCGGAGUAAAUGUCAGUGGCAUAAGGCGGUCUAUCCCCAAUUAUUCCUCCGAGACUUGCGAGCUGCAUUGGCGAGCGCAGAAUCUGGUACCUUGCCUCAGAAAGAUUAUGCUUCCCCGAUGUUAUAUAAUUCCAUUGUUGCCUACUCGUUGGGAUACUCUGAGGUGGAGGGUCACCGCGAAGAAAUAUUUCGAUGCGAAUGCCAAGCUCCUACGCUCGCCACUGUGCAGGCGCUGGCAAUUCUCUCCUCAUUCCACAGUGGGGUGGCUGAACAAGGGCUGAGCUUCACGUACCUCGGGAUAGCUUUUACUGUGUCUCGAACCCUGUGUUUGGACGGAGAAAAUUCCAGUCAAUACUCAAAUAAUCUGGAGAAAAACCACUUUUCAUUCGUCCUCUGGAAUCUGUUCUGCCUAGACAAGACAUGCAGCCUCUAUGUCGGCCGACGUCAAAAUCUCAGACCUUUUGUUACCGAGUCAACAUACUGGAAGAUUAGCUCGCUCACGGAGGUAGGGAUGAUUCGCGGUCUUUUCAACCCUAUCACCCCAGUCUUGCCAGAGGAUGAAGCGUUUGUCGCGCAUGUUGGCCUUAUGCAAAUUGCAUCCUUUAUUAUGGAGUUCUUUUAUAGCGAUGAUGGACUUUGUAGGCCUGGCAUUGACAUCGCCCACGUGGAGCAAUUAAGCACUUUGAUCGAGACGUGGAAUAUCCAUCUCCCCGCAAGCCUCCGCGGGGAUACCGACGACCCAGAGACAAUUCUCAGCAUCGAAGUGAUAAUGAUCAAGUUGAUCUUUGAGUGGAUGAAGAUUCUACUAUAUCAGCCUUUUUUCCAAGACAGCACCUCAGUCACAUUCACCUCCCCAUCGUUCAAUCAGUACGGCGUCAGUGGUGACAUCUACAACCGUAUAUCGACGUUGUGCACCAGGGCAAAGCUGUGUGCUCCCCCAGCGGCAUUCAAGAUCACAUCACUACUCGAGACAUUUGAUCGCCAGUAUGGUCUCCGUAUAAUCGACAGUGCUGCUGUGCAAAUCGCAUACGUUGCUGGAAGGAUGCAUUUGUUGGGUGCAAUCCACAAUCCCGAUCGCCGCUACGGGGGCGCCACCCCCGGUCAAGGGGUCAUCAGAUGUAUUGACAUAUUACGAAAAAUAGGAGAAACGUGGCCAUCAGGUAUUGCUUCAGCCGACCGGCUUGAUGAUUUAUACCGUCCUGUUCACGAUCCUAGGGAAGAUGAAGUCGGCAGAAUGGAUGCUGGCUCUCCUCCGCCAUAUCCCUCUUCUAAAUGAAUGGACCCUCGUGUUUCUGCCUGUGUGCCCUCGUAACUGCCUGCGACCCGCUAUGGAUGUUUUGGACUGAGUGCUUGCUUGUUGUCCAGCUUUUUGUGGCCCGUCUGUCGUUAUGUUGCAGUGUCUCAUCUGUGCUUCGUCAUUACCCAAUGUGUAAAUACGCUGACCCCUCAUGUAUUUGCGCUAUCAGCUUCCGUGCUAUGUGCGUCCUG